AUGUCCUUCCCCCAUACUCCUCCCAAGACCGAGCCAAAGACACUCUGGGAGCUCCGAUACAUCAUCCUCGACGAUCUUUUCUUUCACGAUGCUCCCCGCAAAUACAUGCUGCUCUCCCGCUGGCACUUUCAGCGAGCCGCCCCUUCCGCCUUUCGGCGUGGCACCUUGUCCCAUGGGCUCUUGGAAAGGAUCGGUCAUCCGCCUGAGAAUGAUGGUAUCAUGCGACAAUGCCUUAACUAUGUGGAAAUUCUCGUGGUGCGGGAUCUCCAGUGCGUGUUGGAUUUGAAUGAAGUCGCCCAUGGGAGAAAGCUCCCGGAAACGCCGAGCAAUGAUACGAUACAUCGAGACAUCGGUGUGCUCUUCCCCAACGCCAAAGCUCUCGAGUUUCCAGUGUCAUCGUUCAACGCUUUCUCUGGUCGCCGAACGCUUUCGAGUGCCCCAGACCUGCCACCAGACAUCCACCAGCCGCUCCCUCCCAAGCCAUCAUUUACCGAGUUGGAGGACUUGCCCUCAAUCGACAUGCCCCUGGGUACCGACGAUAUCUCCAUCACCAAUGUUCUUGGAUCGUCUUGUACCCAGAUCAUCGUUCGCUUUGACGAAACUCCGGCUUACGCUCAGCACGUAAUUGGGCUGCACAGGCUCAGUCAGCUCUCCAAAAAGGACAUGGACGUCUGUCACGUUGCAGCCCCACUGCGAGAGGGUCCUUGA
Molecule: messenger RNA, 708 nt
Organism: Cryptococcus amylolentus CBS 6039
Lineage: Eukaryota; Fungi; Basidiomycota; Tremellomycetes; Tremellales; Cryptococcaceae
Exons: 2
Coding region: 1-708 (235 amino acids)
Source: RefSeq, a predicted model, not a curated record